Anarrhichthys ocellatus (wolf-eel) is the source of this 5235-nucleotide messenger RNA. It is a transcript of the gene trim25, whose product is annotated as tripartite motif containing 25. Gene Ontology annotation, biological process: defense response to bacterium; defense response to fungus. Gene Ontology annotation, molecular function: zinc ion binding. NCBI's taxonomy places the organism in Eukaryota, Metazoa, Chordata, Actinopteri, Perciformes, Anarhichadidae. The coding region runs from base 158 to 1771 and encodes 537 amino acids. The record is from RefSeq and is a predicted model, not a curated record. The transcript is spliced from 10 exons.
GGCUGGUAAACCUGGUGAUGUCCCAGAAUUAGAAACCCUCUGUAUCUAAGGGGUCUUCAUUCUUAGCCAUUACCAUUUGUGACUCUUGAUACUUUGCACUCACCAUUUUUGGUGACAGUUUUGAGGUAGUAGCAAUCUCUGCUGUUGUUUCUGGCACAUGCUAAUUACACAAAGCAACACUGGGCAUGCGCGAAUUGGGGGCGAUGACAGAGUAGUUUUUCCAACGCUCCGUUGUCGACACAGUUACAGGACCGCAGCACAACGUCACAGCUGUACACCUGAGGAGUCAAGCCUCUCCCGACGCUUCAUCAUGGCCGAAAUGGACGCGAGUCCGUUUUCUCUGAUUAGUCUGGAGGAUGAGCUGACCUGCAGCAUCUGUUUGAGUCCCUUUGACUGUCCGGUGACCAUCCCCUGCGGACACAACUUCUGCCAGGACUGCCUCCUCGCCACCUGGAAGGACUCCUACAGCUGUCCUCAGUGUCGGACCCACUUCGCCACCAAACCGGAGCUGAAGAAAAACACGGUCCUCAGCACCGUCGUGGAGACCUUCAACUUGAGGACGAGCAAGAGCGAGGCCAGCCUGAUAGCAGAGGAGAGCAAAGCCGAGAAAGAGGAGGUCAUACGGUGUGAUACAUGUAUGGAAGCAGAAGCGUCUCAGACCUGCCUCACCUGCAUGGCCUCUUUCUGCGAGAAGCACCUGCGGCCUCACCGGGAAAACCCGACCUAUAGGCUCCACCAGCUGAGUCAGCCCCUCGGAGACCUGUCGGAGCGGAUCUGCCCGGACCACCACAAGCUGAUGGAGCUUUUCUGCAGCAAACACAACCGUACUAUCUGCAGCCUCUGCCUCCAGCAGGUGCACAAAGGCUGCUCCUUCAUAUCCUUCGAGGAGCAGAGGAACCUGAAAGAGCUUGGCCUGAGAGCCAAGCUGGGUUUGCUGGAUGGGAAAAUUGAGAAGACUAAGACUGUUGUGCUUCAAAUAAAUGACACGCAGAGCAAGCUGAAGGAUGCAGCAACCAAAAGAAAGACCACAUUGGCAGCUGUGUAUCAGCAGAUGCGGGAUAUGUUGGACCAAGAAGAACGUCAGGCCCAGCAUGACGUGGACCACGAGCUGGACAUUUGCCAGAGAAAUCUUCGGGACCACAUGAAGAGGUUGACUGACAAUACUGUCAAAAUGACAAAAGCCAAAGAACAAAUCUACAGCCUGCUGAAUCAAUCCCAAACCUUGGCCUUUCUACAGGGUUCAACUGACUUCAAAGCUACAAAGUUUGAAGACCCUUCUGCCCCUCAAAUCACCCUGGACUCCAAGAAGGUGACGGCAACACAGGCCUUUUCGGCUCUCCUGAAGGAGCAUCUGACAGAGAUCCUUAAACAGCCUGUUGAGGCCAGACUACUCAUACUUAAACCAGUACUUAAGACUGAGAUCGUUGCAUCUGAUAAAAAAGCAGUUCCUGUCUCAGCACCUGCAAGUACUGGAUCUCAAACUGAAUCUGAAGUAAUCAAGCCUCCAAAGCCGAAAAGGCAGCCCAGGUCGCACAGUCCAGGUCGUCCACUCAUCAAUCCAUUAUUCCAGCCAGUUCCUGGACAAAUGUAUUCUUUUAUGGGGUCACAAGCAGGCUGGAAUCCACCUCAGUAUGUGCAGGGCCAGCCACCAGGCUCUUAUCAGGGUCCCCUAUUUAUGCCAGGACAAAACACAAAACAAGACAAAAGGCCCCACAAUGCUCCAGGAGGAAAUGUGCCAAACUCCUAUCACUUCUACAACCCCAGAAGAUAAAACCAACUAGACACCAUCCAUAGCCUAAUAAAAAUAACUGGCACUACUAUAUAUCUUAAAAAUCAUACACAUAUAUAUAUAAAGCCAGCCUUUGGCGCUUAUUUUGCAUUACUUUAUACAAUAGUCACUGGAUAUGCAGUUGCUUUAAAAUAAACAUUUCCAAGCAAUUUGAGAUCAGCAUUUGUUAAAUUGGUAAAUGAUUAACAAUAUAAUGAUGUCAUUAUUACCGUUUGGCUGCUGUGAUCUCUGACUCGGGAUCAUGGGAGCAGUUUCCCCCCUCAAAUUCUUCAAGAAAUGUAUAAUAUCACAAUUAAAGCACAGAGACAUGAUGCUUAUUUAUGAAAAUAUUUAUGGGAAUGUCUUCAAAUUCAAAAGAUCGCUUCAAUACAUUCAGUUCAAUCAAAAUCUGUUUUUGUCACCUGUAAUAACAAUUUCACCAAACCCUCUUUAUUUUUGUAAACUGCUAUGAUUUACAUGACUUACCAAUAAAAGCUUAUUCUCUCUUACUUUGUAUUCUCGUUCCUGUUUAGCAGAGGCCACAUAAGGACCAUAUCGUGGUCAAAGUCAAAUGUAUUAUGCUUCUGCACAUUCCUAUCAACUUUUAGGGUUCUCUUAUCUCUAUAGAUAUUUGACUGCAAAAAAAGUAAGCAUAUUCAAAUAUAUACAUCAACUAAUAAUCAAAGCAUUUUGGUACACAGUGAAAUUUGCCUUGAGAAACUGAGUAUAUAAAUACAGUUCUGUAUCUGCCAAGAUUUAACAAAUAAACUAACAGGAUUGAAAGGGAAACAUUCAAAACAACCAAUAACAUCACGGUCAUGUUGCUCCACCCUCAACAAGAAAACAAGUAAAGGUCUUUAGCCACGCUAGCAGACUUCUGCGAACACCUCAUCAGGCUCAGCUCUACGUUGUCAACUCUCAUCAGAUCAAAGCUGAAUAAUCAGGUUUUUGCUUCAGCCAGUUAGGGGCAUAACUCCACAACAAGCGACAUCCCACUUGGAUAUUAUGGCUUUACAAAGUUGCUAUUCCAAAUAUAUUACCAAACAAAAGCCUACUUAUCAUCCAGCAGAGCAAUAUAAGCAUUCAUUUGAAGUCAUGUUUCUGGCAACCUAACAACUAUAAGUACAAUAUUCACUCUCUUUGUAGCUGUUUUGGUCUAUAGCAGGGGUCCGCAAUCUUAGACACACUUGGCACGCGGUAGUUUAACCAAUGGCAUACGAGCAACAACUGUGCAAGACUUUUCUGGAAAUGUUGAUCGACCCGUAUUCUGCGAAAACUCGCCCUACUCUGCCUGUGAUGGGCUAGCACUCAUUGCCUUCUUCACAGAAUGCAGGUGGGAAAAAAAUAACGCAAGUAAAGAUUUGAGCAAACCAUCUCAGAUGUGGAGGUUUUACAUUACACAUAGUAAUUCUAUUCAUUGUUAAUAUAAAAAUAUUUAUGAGUGAAGCCUUAAGCUGCAACCAACACCUGUAUUUAGGUCCCACUCUGACUUGAGCUGGAGGCUAGCAUGUGCUGUCAUAUGUACAGUAAGGAUGUAUUGUGCUAAUAUUUAGCAUGUUAGCAUUUGUCUCAAACUACAGCUGAGGUUGAGAGAAAUCCGGUCAGUAAUUUACAUCGAGUAUCACGUCAAGUACUACAGUAUUUGACUAGCACAAAUGUGAUCCAUUGGUGGUUGUAGGAGCCAGGUAUGGCCUGUGUCAUUUUGUACACCCUUUUUUGUCACUUCCGGUAGUUGAGUCACAUGGUGUUGGGGAUAACAAUGAGGAUAUGUAGUUUAGUUGGAUGAAUGGAAGGAGAGGGGUUGAGAGAGGGAGUCUUAUUUGUUGUUGACCGCUAUAAACUAUUUUCACUACUAUUAUCAUUACUGGACGCUGUCGAUCACCCUUGUACAACAAGGAGAAGGCAAGUUUGAACACAAAGUUUGUUUGUCGUUUGUGGGUUUUGACUUUAUUAAAACACUAAACUGUGAAAAAUAAAAAUACAAACUCAGCCACUGGAUCCGCGAAUCAUUUACAACCAGCGCGUCCGCAGGUUAGUCUCUCCUACUUAUCCUCUCGCUGACUCAUUUUAAGUUGCCGAUAGUCACCAACUGUGGUGCUAACCAAAUACUCAGCAUCAACAAAAUCAUUAGGAUUCAUUAUUCAGGCGUCCGUCAAUAUUUUUACCAAAUUGCCGGACAAUUCAUUAAACGGUUAUCGAGGUAUUUCACUCUAAAAACAGUGUCUUGAACUAGAGCCAUGCUGCUAGCGUGGCUGAGAAACCUGACAGUAAAGCCCAGUUACAUUUAAGCUAUUUCAGUGCAACACAACUCUGGUAAACAUGAUGAUAAGGUAAAUGAUCAAACAGGUGUCCUUGAGCAAGAAGACAUUCACCAAACAAAUGGAGGGUGACGAAACCACAAGGCUUGGUUAUCUACCAAAGAGGUACAUAUUCCAAAAGCAUAGGCAUCCUGGGCUAAGAACUGAUCCCUGUUCAGCCUUAUGUGCAGCAUGUUGGCUCCAGGUUUAUAAGAAAGCAUAAACUAACAUACGACAGGCUUUUCUGAUAUGGCUGUGAGCAACAGGCAACCAUUCUGCAAUAAACAGGACCACCUCAAGUGGUAACAUUAACUUCCCUACAAGUUUUCGACUGACAAACACAAAUGACCUCUUGCACACAUUAGGUAGAGAACAAGGAAGAUGCAACUCAACUGAACACUACACAGAGAAGUACAUGCAAGUAACUGAUGGUAUUCAGUGUUAAACUGUAGCAGUUAAGGAGACAAGCUACAGAUAAUACUGUCUUUAGUCUGCCACCUUGUGGUGACUAUUUGUUAAACCACAAAUUAUGAAGUGCAAGAGGAUAACGUGAAUAACGUAAAACAACAACACGGGACAGCUUAAUCUCAUCAGCAGUUAUCACUAUUGGCAGCAACAUCAAGUGUCGGCAUUACGGUUCCAUGUAUAAAGCCUACAUCCUACGCAGUGUAAGGUAUUUAUCAGUAUAAGUGCCAAAACAGUGCAACACAAAAUAUGUAAACAGGAAGAAAAAUGUAAAGAAAAGGAAAAAACAAAAGGUUUUACAAGUAGGCAAAAGUUAAUUGGCAGUACUUUCAAAAUAAAGUCAGGCUGUUUCCUGUAGCUUUUACAGGAAAUAUAUAGUUUCAAGACUGUAUCGUCGUACAAUCUAGCAGUUUGGUGAGCUACUUAAGACGGCACCAUGAAGUAAGCAAACCAACACGUCCAGUGAUUAACAACACACUGCCGUUGUAACAGAGCCCUUGCUCCAUCAGAUUCAGAGACCUUUUGGCUUUCACACACAUUUCAAAGCCUUAUCUUGCAAAUGCAGGAGACACUUUAAAACCAAAAUCACGGUGAUUUGGAGCCUGAAGGGGGAAUUUAACAGAUAAUCUGAGCAGUUUAACAUUUCACACAAAAUGUUUUUGCUCUUUCUGGAGUUAAAAAAAAAAAAAAAAAAAAAAAAAAAAA